Molecule: messenger RNA, 1134 nt
Organism: Anthostomella pinea
Lineage: Eukaryota; Fungi; Ascomycota; Sordariomycetes; Xylariales; Xylariaceae
Source: the annotation of a GenBank genome assembly
AUGAGUUCCCUAGUACACUACCCCGUGCUGGGCUAUGUGCAGGCGGAGCUCAUCGUCAACUGUGUUGUCGUCUUCCUCGUCCUGGUGACCGUCAUUCUCAGAAUCGCAGCCCGCCUCAUGGGGCCUGGCUUGGGAUGGGAUGACUGGUUGAUCCUUUUCGCGACGCCUCUCGGCGUCGCCAUGCUUGUGUGCCAGGCUCUUUUCGCUCCGAUAGGGAAUGGUUACAGCUUGGAAGAACACCCGGAACUUGCUGCCAACAUCGUCUACAUCCUUCAGGUGACCUUCGGCAUGCAAAUCAUAUACGUGACUUUACUGGCCAUAGUCAAAAUGAGCAUGCUCGCCUUCUUCAUCCGCGUCUUCGUCACGCCGGCCGUGCAGAGAGCUGCCAAGAUCACUUUUGGGGUUCUUAUUGUCUGGAUGAUCGCUUACAUCUGCGCCUGCAUCUUUAUCUGCAACCCGGUCGAGGCGCAGUGGACGGGCGCCGGACAGUGCGGCGCCUACAUCCACAUGAUCCAGUCGCUAAUCGCGACCAACGCCCUCUUCGACGUCGUCAUCAUGGCCAUCCCCAUGCACGGCAUCUGGACGCUGCAGAUGCGCAAGACGGACAAGAUCGGGAUCAUGGGGUGUUUCGCGCUGGGUCUUGCCUGCGUCGUCUGCGCCAUCUUCCGAAUCGUCUACAUCUCCACCGUCGCCCUCAACAGCAACGUGACGGGCACGAUGCCGACGACCAUCUUCCUGUUCAUCCUGGAGCCCAACCUGGCAAUCCUGUGCUGCUGCAUCCCGAUGCUGCGGCCAUUUUACAUCAUGUACAAGAAGCGCAUGGGCGGCUCGCGGCUGCACGAGGACUCGGACGAGAGGCUGACUGGGUUCAACAAGAGCGGGUCGGGGCCGGAGGGCGGCCGGGGUCUGGGUUUGGGCACGCGGGCCAGGUCCGGGACUGGGAAUGGAUCCGACGACUGGGAGAUGGGCGCUUAUCACCACUACAAGCACCCGGACCGCGAGGCGAAGCAUGAGGCUAUGGUCAAUGCGUACGGGGACGAGGGCUCCGAGAAGAACCUGACGGACGUUGCUUCGCCGCCUGUGCCGAGGGAUGUCAUUGGGGUCCAGACGAGUUGGGCCGUGACGCGUGAUUAG